AUGAUCAGUUUGCGAAUAAAAUUCGCGUUACUCUUGGCAAUCGCAUCGGUCGCAGCGGAAGAAAGUGAGGCGAAUAACGCGAAAACAAACGGGGAAAACGAAAGUAGUUUUACGACUUUGGAAAGUCCGACGGACAAUGCAACUUUAAUAAACAUGGACCAAAGAAGAAUCGAUUUCGAUUUGACCGAAACAAUGAAUUCACGUCAAAAGGAAUUGGAUGACGCCGUUAUCUAUGGCAUUAAAACUACGGACGCGCUUUUCAAUCAAAAGGAGCCGGAGCUGUAUAAGAUGGGCUUGAUUUUGGAGAAGAACCAUCCGGCGAGUUACGUGGCGAAAUUUGGGGCGCCGAACGAAAAAGCUCUGAAACUGUCCAGGUUCGGAUACGUUGCUCUUGAGGCCAGCAAAAAAAUUGCAGAAACGUACCCGGAAAAUGUGGGCAGAGACGCCGGAUUUCCAGAAUCGGUGCAGUCCAGGUUGUUGUUAGACGAGUGUCCACUGAGGGGCCUGCCCAGGUGUUCUCAGGCCUCCAAAAGGUACCGGACUGCUGAUGGUACCUGCAACAACCCGCGACAACCAUGGAGGGGCGCCGCUAUGUUGCCCCUUCAGAGGUUCAUGCCUCCCGUCUAUCAAGAUGGCAUCCAGAGUAUUCGCAGAUCGAUCUUUGACAAUCGCCUUCCGUCACCAAGGACAAUAAGCACAAGAGUCCACAGAGACAAAAAUCACGAAAUUCAAAGCGUCACUCUCAUGUUGAUGCAAUGGGGUCAGUUCAUCGAUCAUGACGUCACAUCCGUUGUAAAAUCACGCAGCUUCAACGGGUCAAUACCCAGAUGCUGCGACAGAGGAGGAAGAGGAUUUUUACCACCAGAACUUAUGCAUCCUGCUUGUUUACCCAUAGAAGUACCAGACGACGAUUGGUUUUAUUCCAGAUUUAGAAUACGCUGUCUCGAAUUCCUAAGAAGCGCUCCUUCCACACGAAUUGACUGUGAUUUGGGUUGGAGAGAACAACUGAAUCAGGUAACACCUUUUAUAGACGCCUCCCCCAUUUAUGGAAGCGACAUAGAAACAUCCGACUCCGUCAGAACUUUUAGAAACGGUAAACUAAUAUAUGGAAGGAGCAGGAAUCAAAGGCCAUUAAACCCUCCAGAUCCGCCAGGUGGUGAAAUUUGCAGAUCUGGUGCUUUGUCGUCGGACUGUUUCCAACCUGGUGACGGAAGAGUUGACGAACAGCCCGGUUUGACAGCAAUGCAUACUGUUUGGGUCAGAUACCAUAACAAAAUUGCUACAGUUUUAUCAAAAUUAAACAGCCACUGGAGCGAUGAAAAAGUUUUUCAAGAGACUAGAAAAAUUGUUUAUUCUGUUAUUCAACACAUUACUUACAGAGAAUUUUUACCUAUUAUAUUAGGACAAGAUGUCAUAGAAAUCUUUGAACUGAACUUGAUGAGAAAGGGAUAUUAUACAGGUUAUGAUGUAAGAAUAAAUCCUCAAGUAGCUAACGCAUUUAGCGCUGCAGCAUACAGAUUUGGCCACAGCAUGGUGCAAAACUCUUUCAUAAGAUUCAACAGCCAACACAGACCACUUUUUAACAACGUCACCCUCCAUGAAGAUCUGGACAAUGAAGAAAAUAUCUGGUCACUAGGAUCUGUGGACAGACUCAUUCUGGGGUUACUGAAUCAACCAGCACAAAGACGCGAUGAAUUCGUGGCUGACGAACUAUCAAAUCAUCUUUUUCAGUUCUCAGAUUCGCCAUUUGGUAUGGAUUUGUCAGCCAUUAACAUACAAAGGGGCAGAGACCACGGUGUUCCUCCCUACACGUCUUGGAGAGAACCUUGUGGAUUAACCGCUGUGAAAUCCUGGAAAGACCUGGAAUCAAUCAUGUCCUUUGAAACAAUCCAGCGGUUCAGAUCGUUGUACGAGCACGUAGAUGAUUUAGAUUUGUACUCCGGUGGUCUGGCGGAAAAACCACUUCGCGGAGGAAUUGUGGGGCCAACUUUUGCCUGUAUUAUAGCUCAACAGUUCGUAAACUUGCGCAAAGGUGACAGAUUUUGGUACGAAAAUGGCGACAUGGACAGUUCUUUUACUCCGGCACAAUUACAGCAGAUCAGACACGUAACUUUGGCACAAAUACUCUGCCAGACCAUGGAAGGCAUUGAGACCAUUCAACCCUUCGUUUUUCUUUCUCAUGACAACUUUAGGAACGUAAGACUACCCUGCAAUAGCCCUUUAAUCAACAACUUUGACCUAUCUCCUUGGGGUGAACGGGAAUUCAAAGAGCUGGAUGAUAAUAUAGACAUAAUUGACAUUAAAGACGAGGCAAGAGCUAAGUCUAAGGACAACUGCGACAAAAAACGGACUAAAAGACGCAAGACUGUUAUAAGUAAUGCCAACAGACCGACUGCAAGACCUCCAAAUGUUAAUCUAGGAAUGACAACUCCAAGACCACAAGUCACAACAGCUAGUUCACUUAUUAGAACAACGACAAAGAAAAACAUUAAAAAGACUGAAGCACCUUUACGAAUUCCAAUAAUGAACAUUACGACAAGUAGUAUCAAACUAGAAGAGAAAUAUGUGACCAAUAACAAAAUUAGACCUUUACACUAUUAUGACGAUGACAGAAAUCGUGUGACUUACUUAUUCGGUGUUGUAGAUAAAACCACACCCAAACCUAAGACUGAUAAACCUAUAGAACUAAACAUUAAAAUUCAAUACUUUAUUCCAACCACUACAAAAAAGCCUAAAAAACGUAAAGGCACCAAGACUCCUACUUACAUUCAAACUUCUCAGACUUAUGGACAAAACUCACAGACUAACGACGAUAUUUACCCUAUUUUUGUACAACAAGACGCUUAUAACAGACCUUCGAAUGUUGACAAUGAUCCCAAGCCAAAUUUUGAUCAAAACAGACCUGAAUUUAGUUAUAAUAAACCAAUUAAUGAUGGUUUUAAUUACGUUAGACCUUCAAGACCAAACACUGACAUUUAUAACGACAAUCCCUACAAUAGACCUUCCGACUAUUAUAACACCAGACCUGACAUACCAAGUAUUAGUGUUUACGUUGACGACAGACCAACUAAAAAACCUUACACAAUCAGACCUACGAGUUAUUAUGAUAAUUUUGGCUAUCAAUCACAAUAUGAUGAUACGCCAUUUUACACAACCCAGAAACCGUACAGACCGACUUACAACACGAAACCAAGUUACAGUGACUUGUACGAAUACAACAGACCUAGUUACUCACAAAACAGUUACAACAGAGACGAUCCGAUUUCUGAACUUUAUUCACAAAUUUAUACUGAAGGUGAGACUAAUGUAAACCUACCAAUGAAGCCCACUUUUGGCCAGUUGGAUAAUCGUAAAAAACCAAACAAAUUUUAUAGUGUUGCACAUGUGGAGAAAUUGGAUGAUAAAUUGGAUUUUAAGACACGACUAGUUUACGACAAACGCGGACAAUUCAGUAGACCAGACUAUGAUGACGACGAUGACAAUGACGAUGACAGAUUCAUUAAAAUUUCCUCUGUAAAAGCCGACAAAAUUGUGACAAAAACGAAGAACAAAUACAUGCAUACGGCCCAGAGUAAAGAAGGAGACUUUGACUUGGACAUUGUGACCGACAAAGCUAGACAGAAAAAAAUUAGACUAGUAGAAAUUGAAAUGGUACCCAGUGAAGUUAAAAAUGAUCAGUGGCUGAUUUUUAAUGCGACUGAAGAAGAAAUGCCCUUGUGGUCGAUGCCUGACAUCAACAAAAACAUUUCUUGCUCUCAAGAAUUUCCUAAACCUAUAAAAUUGAAAAAAAAAAAUAAUAAAUUGACUUGACAAGACAUACAUUUAAAUCUAAAGACUGGACUAUAACUAACAGACUACGAGGAUCAGUUUUAAAACUGCUACUGCGUAAUUUUAG
Messenger RNA from Aethina tumida (small hive beetle), 3895 nucleotides. RefSeq names its product chorion peroxidase-like. The transcript has 6 exons. The record is from RefSeq and is a predicted model, not a curated record. Gene Ontology annotation, biological process: response to oxidative stress. The coding region runs from base 1 to 3810 and encodes 1269 amino acids. NCBI's taxonomy places the organism in Eukaryota, Metazoa, Arthropoda, Insecta, Coleoptera, Nitidulidae. Gene Ontology annotation, molecular function: peroxidase activity; heme binding.